Messenger RNA from Panicum virgatum (switchgrass), 1856 nucleotides. Its product is annotated as serine/threonine-protein kinase tricornered-like. Gene Ontology annotation, biological process: peptidyl-serine phosphorylation; intracellular signal transduction. Gene Ontology annotation, molecular function: protein serine/threonine kinase activity; ATP binding. The transcript has 13 exons. NCBI's taxonomy places the organism in Eukaryota, Viridiplantae, Streptophyta, Magnoliopsida, Poales, Poaceae. The record is from RefSeq and is a predicted model, not a curated record. Bases 31 to 1710 code for a protein of 559 amino acids.
GCAAUUGAUUCCUUUCUUCUCUUGCUUGUAAUGGAUUCAGCGAGGAGCUGGUUCACCAAGCUCCAAACGAGGGAGAAAUCUAUUGGCAAGAAGAAGGAAUUGCCUCCCAAUAGCAAGGAAUCAGGUGAUGAUGCACCAUCCAGCGUAACCAAGCAGAGGGUUGCCGCUGCCAAGCAGUACAUUGAGAAACACUACAAGGAGCAAAUGAAGCAUCUGCAGGACAGGAAAGAGAGACGGUGUAGUCUAGAAAAGAAAUUAGCAGAUGCCGAUGUGUCCGAGGAGGAGGUGAACAACAUCUUGAAGCAAUUUGAGAAGAAAGAGACAGAGUACAUGCGUUUGCAAAGGCAUAAAAUGAACGUCGACGAUUUUGACUUGUUAACAAUGAUAGGCAAGGGAGCAUUUGGUGAGGUCAGAGUCUGCAGAGAGAAGUCCACAGGAAAUGUUUAUGCAAUGAAGAAGCUUAAAAAGUCGGAAAUGCUUCGUCGAGGUCAGGUUGAGCAUGUCAGAGCUGAGAGAAAUCUUCUUGCUGAAGUGGAUCACCACUGUAUUGUCAAACUAUACUGCUCAUUCCAGGAUAGUGAAUAUCUGUACUUGAUCAUGGAGUACCUCCCCGGAGGUGACAUGAUGACGCUGCUCAUGAGGAAAGACACACUGACUGAAGAUGAGGCCAGGUUCUAUGUCGGUGAGACAGUUCUUGCGAUUGAAGCGAUCCACAAGCACAACUAUAUCCACAGAGACAUUAAACCUGAUAACCUACUACUGGAUAAGUAUGGUCACUUGAGACUGUCAGAUUUUGGGUUGUGCAAACCGCUAGACUAUUCCAACUUCCCGGACCUAAAUGAAAAGGAUGUUACACCUACAAAAUCAUCAUCAACACAAGGGGAUGGGAAACAACAGUCGAUGCCAAAGCGUUCGCAGCAAGAGCAGUUGGAGCACUGGCAGAAGAAUAGAAGAACUUUGGCAUAUUCAACCGUUGGUACACCAGACUACAUUGCUCCAGAAGUUCUUCUGAAGAAAGGGUAUGGGAUGGAGUGUGAUUGGUGGUCUCUUGGUGCUAUCAUGUAUGAGAUGCUAGUGGGCUAUCCUCCAUUUUAUUCAGAUGAGCCUAUGACAACUUGUAGAAAGAUAGUGAACUGGAGAACACAUUUGAAGUUUCCUGAAGAAGCGAGACUAACAGCGAAUGCAAAAGAUCUUAUAAGUAAACUACUAUGCAAUGUCGACCAACGCCUCGGUACAAAAGGGGCAGAGGAAAUAAAGGAGCACUCCUGGUUUAGCGAAUUACAAUGGGAUAAACUAUACGAGAUUGAAGCUGCAUAUCUGCCUCAAGUCACAGAUGAGCUGGACACUCAGAACUUUGAGAAAUUUGAAGAGUCCUCGGAUAAUAUUCAGUGUUCAGCAAAGGCGGGUCCUUGGAGAAAGAUGCUUUCUUCAAAGGAUUUGAAUUUCGUGGGCUACACCUACAAGAACUUUGAACUCGUGAACGAUCAUGACGUCCCUGGCAUGGCUGAGCUGAAGAAGAAGGAGAAGGCGAAGAGACCAAGCGUCAAGUCUCUCUUCGGUACAUAUUCGCCUGAAGGGGAGGAGAAGAACAACCAGGAACAGGGGCAGGGCCCAGAGCAGCAGCGCGACGAGGACGCCGCCGAAGGAAGCGUGAGGAAACCGGCGGCGGAGCCCGAGCUGACCAGAAGCCUCAGCUCAGCGUCCACAUGAAAGUGCUGCUUCUCCUAGCAUCGCGCCCUGCCAGGCAUGGCGUCGGUGGUAGGGCUUGCAUCGCAUUGAUCCAGUCGUGUACAGGAGCAGCGUCCAUUUGAUUCGUCGGUAGAGUUUCCAGUGGCUUGCCGGGAGAAGAGGGAAAA